UUGUAUUAUUUGGUAAUAUUGUGUAAUUAUUAAAUAAAAUAAAUCUGUUUUUUUUAUUUUUUACUGUUUUUAUUUUUUUUUUUCUUCAAAGAUAUUUUCGGACCGAAAACGGUCUGGAUAUAUUUAUAGAAUGACGCCUGUUGGGAGACGGAACUUUUAAAAGUUACAAGCAAGUCCACAAUAUUCGGACCGAAACCGUUUAGUUUCCUGAUUAUUGCCUUGGUGUGGAAGUUUGACUUUGCUCCUUUUAUGGUCUUAAUUAUUGCCAUACUAAACGACGGGACAAUCAUGACAAUAUCAAGAGACAGAGUGAAGCCAUCUCCACAGCCUGACAACUGGAAGCUGAGAGAGAUUUUCACUACUGGCAUUGUGCUCGGAGGAUACUUGGCAUACAUGACUCUAGUAUUUUUCUGGGCUAUAAGAUACACCAACUUCUUCUCUGACAAGUUUGAUGUAAUUCCUCUGCGCCAGUUGUAUAGUCCUGAUGGCAUUGAUCAGUCAAAGAUGAUGGCGGCUUUAUACCUCCAAGUGAGUAUUGUGAGCCAGGCCCUUAUUUUCGUGACACGAUCCCAAACCUGGUCCUAUGUUGAACGCCCCGGACUUCUGUUAGUCAUUGCUUUGAUAGUCACUCAGCUGGUAGCAACACUGAUUGCAGUCUAUGCAAAUUGGGAUUUUGCUAAAAUAAAAGGUAUUGGCUGGAGAUGGGCUGGAGUGAUCUGGCUUUAUAGUGUUGUGACUUAUAUCCCUCUCGAUAUUCUCAAGUUUGCCAUUCAGUAUCUCCUUGGUCGUAGUGUGAGGGAUACACUUUUACGGAACAAGUUUCUCUGUUCCUGUUAUGUGCUGUUGUCUUCUAAUUUCAUAUCUGCUAUUCUAACUUCCAUUACAGACCACCUUCACUACAAAAAAACCUUUUCAGUGACAAGAACAGUUAUAGGGAACUCUCAGAGAUUGCAGAGGAGGCUAAACACCGGGCUGAGGCCGAGGGAGCUUACACUCAAGGGGCAUGUUGAAUCAGUUGUUAAGCUGCAGGGACUUGCCAUUGACACGGCAGCCUUUGAUGCAUCCACAAUGGAGAAAUUUCUGCAAGAGCUGGGGUCUGGAGCAUAUGGGGAUGUUUAUGAAGGGCAGUUUCCAAAUGGAGUCAAGAUUGCAGUGAAGUUGCUCAAGGAAAAAUACGAGGGAGCAGCAAAAAAGCAGUUCAUGGCAGAGAUAGGCACAAUUGGAAGAACACACCACAUUAAUUUGGUUAGACUUUAUGGUUUGUGCUAUGAUGGAAAUACAAGUGCGCUUGUAUAUGAAUUCAUGGAAAAUGGAUCUCUUGAUAAUUACUUGUUUGGGAAGAAGGAGAUGAUUGAGUGGGAAAAAUUACAUGUAAUAGCGGUGGGCAUAGCCAAAGGAAUUGCUUAUUUGCAUCAAGACUGUCAACAGAGAAUUAUUCACUAUGAUAUAAAGCCAGCCAAUAUUCUACUUGAUGCGAAAUUCCUCCCUAAAGUUGCAGAUUUUGGGCUUGCAAAGCUUUGCAACAGGGACAGUACUCAUGAUUCAGUUACCGGAUUCAAGGGAACCCUUGGUUAUUCUGCCCCAGAGUUUUUUCUAAGAAAUCAUCCCAUAACUUACAAAUGUGAUGUGUAUAGUUUUGGAAUGUUGUUGUUUGAGAUAGUUGGGAUGAGGAAAAACAAGGUUAGUAGUUCCUCUGAAAGCCUAGAAUGGUUUCCGAAGGUUGUGUUGGAUAAGUACCAGAAGGGUGAAUUGGCUGAACUAAUAAAAAGUUAUGGGAUUAAAAAGGAGGAUAUGGAAAAGGCAGAGAGAAUGUCAUUAGUGGCAUUGUGGUGUGUUCAAGACUCACCAGGAGCUAGGCCACCAAUGAGUGCCGUGGUGAAGAUGCUGGAAGGAGGAGUGGAGAUCAUACCACCUCCUAAACCCACUCAUUUACUGUUCUCAUCGUUAGGGACAAAUGCAGUCAAGCCACCAAAUGCUGCCACUGGUUUGAGUUCCUCCUCAAGUGAAGAAUCCGCUUCUUACUGGUAUAAAGAGACCACUUCAAUCAUGGCCAAGUAUGAAAUACAAGUGGCCAUUAGUUAACAAGACUAAAAUCCAGUUUCCAGAAAGUGUAUGUUUUGUCUUGAUUUUUGUUAUUAUAAAGUUUCUCGUCUUCUGUUUAGCUAACAGAAUUUUAAAUUUCAUUCGAUCGUAAAAGGAACCAAGGUAGAUUCUUUUCGUCAAUUUACCACAACUAAGAAAAGGUAAAGGCCUGA
This is a messenger RNA of Rubroshorea leprosula, 2255 nucleotides long. Lineage: Eukaryota; Viridiplantae; Streptophyta; Magnoliopsida; Malvales; Dipterocarpaceae. The record is from the annotation of a GenBank genome assembly.